Prunus dulcis (almond) is the source of this 465-nucleotide messenger RNA. Its product is annotated as stigma-specific STIG1-like protein 3. Bases 1 to 465 code for a protein of 154 amino acids. The record is from RefSeq and is a predicted model, not a curated record. The transcript has a single exon. NCBI's taxonomy places the organism in Eukaryota, Viridiplantae, Streptophyta, Magnoliopsida, Rosales, Rosaceae.
AUGGCCAUGAAGUUGAUGAACAUCUUCGUUACACUCCUAGCAAUGAUAGCCAUUGUUGCAGCCUCAAAUUUGGACGAAGAUUACAACGAGGACGUGGAAAUGCAGAGUACUGAAGCAACAUUGCCUGAAACACCAGACGAAGGAGAAGCAACUACUUCUUUAAGAGGAGUGAGCCGUUUUCUUUAUCAGAAGAAUGUGCAACAGGCCGAUUAUACUUGCAACAAGUUUCCGAGGGUUUGUCGUUUGAGGAGCAGUCCAGGGCCAGACUGCUGCAAGAAGAAAUGUGUUAAUGUGAAGACGGAUCGAUACAACUGUGGAUUUUGCGGCUACAGAUGCAAGUUCACUGAGAUUUGCUGCAGGGGAAAGUGCGUCAAUGCAUCUUUUGACAAGAGGCAUUGUGGUGGGUGCAAUCAGAAGUGCAAGAAGGGAGAGUUCUGUGUUUUUGGGAUGUGCAAUUAUGCAUGA